Exophiala xenobiotica is the source of this 2797-nucleotide messenger RNA. RefSeq lists its product as uncharacterized. Lineage: Eukaryota; Fungi; Ascomycota; Eurotiomycetes; Chaetothyriales; Herpotrichiellaceae. The record is from RefSeq and is a predicted model, not a curated record. The coding region runs from base 1 to 2790 and encodes 929 amino acids. The transcript is spliced from 2 exons.
AUGCCAGGAUACCGACCAGAGAAUAACUCUUGUUCAUCCUUCGCACGAUUCCCUUCACCAGCGGUAUCCUCAAUGACAGUUCCGAACGCGUAUCCCAGUCAUAUAACCAACACACCCAUGUCCAUUUCUUUGCAAAACGUUCGAGGAACGUGGAACAACAGUCAAAAUUCACUAAGGGGGCUUCCAAAAUCGCCAACCGAGUCCACAGGUCCCCAUUACUAUGACUACUCGGAGUCUUUCCUUGACGAAGAGGACUGUUUCUCGCCUGUUGCCGAAGAGACCGUGGCCAAUCCUCCCUUCACUAUGGAUCAGACAAUCUUGGAAGACCAGCUGGGACCAGACCGCCGCCAUGCACAGUCGCCCUUUGGAACCAUGCAGGGUUCGGUCUUCAGACCUGCCGAGCUACCAACCAAGCAUAACCGAAGAGCAAGUGAACAGUCCAAGUAUAGUUACGCUGGCGUGAUUCCACCACGGAAGUCCAGCCUUGGCGCCACCACAACCCCGAUCAGAAGUGGAAGUACAUCUCAAAGAUUGAUUCAAAGGUCGGCAACAGCGGAUCCUACAGUUCUUGGGAGAACCUCAAAGGAGGAGAACUACCAUCCCCGAACAUCAACCGCUUCACGCCGCACUGUCGGCUCCACGCAUGCCAGUGCGUUCUUUCCCAAUGCUUGUCGAAGUCCCCGUGACCUCACUACGCUUGCAGCUCGGGUUCACUCGCCAGUCUUUGAUGAGAAACCUGCGACCCGCGCCAUAUCCGACACAGUCCAGGCUGGCGAUCAGCCUGACCACAAUACCCAGCCUAACGUGAACGACGUUCACGCUCAGAUCCAGCCAAAAUGGGAACUGCCCUCUUUCAGCUUCCGACCUCUUUCCUUUGUUGCGCAUGCAACUGAGACUCGAGAACGGCCAAAAACCUCUAGCGCUGCUCAACACAAAUCGACGAUCGAAAUUCUGUCUCCGAUGCCUGAACGCCCUAUGUCCUCUCAAAGCAGAAAGAGGUUCAGUCGCAUAUUCGAGAUCGAGGAAACCUUCUCGGCGGACAACGACAAGGUAACCUCCACUGCGCAGACAUUCGCCCGGCUCAGCGCUGUAAAGGAACAGCCAGAUCUUCAGACUCUCGAAGCCGCAUCGGCUGCGUCACCAGAGUCUGAGAGUGACCGCAUGUCCGGCCUAGAUGACGAGGACGUGCAGGCUCUACCGGCCGAUCAAACGCAUCCGGGAGUCAGUGCAAGGUCCAAUAAUGUAACCAUACAUGAGAGGUCGACCGUCGAGUCACUCUUAGACCAGCACAUCGAAUGUCUGGGACUGAACGAAGAUGCGACUAGUCAAUUCGAGACUAGCGAUGAAUCUGAACAAUCUGAUGUGGCCGGCGAGUGCAUUGCCAAUAGCGCGGUCAAAGUGUCAGCCAUCACCUUGGAAUCCACAUCCUACCCAAGUUUCAGGCCAACAACCUCAAGUUCGUGUCAACCUUCUAGCCUCACCAGUUCGGAGAGACGGAAAUUGGUGCCUCGACGUCUCUUUGCCAGUAUGGAUUCAAGACUCUCUCCUGGAGCCGCGCUGCAAAACUCCCCAGAGACGUCUUCUGGGCAGUUUUCCUCCGCCAUAUCCUCCAGCAUCACGACCGGACACAUUUCUUCCGGUUGGCAAACACUUCCUUCGACUAGUGGACUCGCCUCAGCUCAGUCGGCUACUAAGGCUUCCUUGACAUCAGGAGAUCUAGCAGAUAUUGACUCGGAUCCUCCUCUCAACAAGUUCAAAGUCAGGAGAAUUUCUGACAUGAGCGCCAGUACUUCUGGCUCUACAAAGGAAUUGCAUGAUGAGGAUGGAAAUUUGAGUCCUCGCAAGACCUGCGCAUUUCAUCGAAGGUCCAAGAGCGACAUGUUUGCCAGGCAAGAAUCUCAUCGUCGACGUCGAGCACGAAUUCUUCUUCAGGCUAAAAGAAAAUCCGUCAGCCUCGGGCACCUUGCGGACGACAAUUCAGGUCAAGAUCAGCCAGAAGCCCUCGGAGCAGAUGAGGACUGGGAAACCACAGAGUCACCAGAAGACAUCACCAUGAAUUCCCCAGUGACUGGAUAUGCUGAAUUGAGUGGCGACUCGAUAGUUGCGCAGCCGCCCACAAUGGUUUCCGCGGGAAGUGUUCUGCUCCCAUCAUCGGUACCGAGGAGAUGGACUAGCAUGUUGGCUGCUAUGCCUGAACCGGUGAAGAAGAGUAUCGACGUCGUGAGGAAAGCUUCGGUCCGCACUGUUCGUUCCCACCGGAGCAAUACCAGCAUUACCAACCCUUUGAACAGUACUCGAAUGAACUCACAACUACCACGUUUAGGAUCGGUUCCCCAACUAGCGCCUUCAGAUUUUGGACCACCUUUGACUUCGUCCAAUCUCGAUCUCAGCCUGCGAUUGCCAGAGCCGCCUCGGAUUACUCGCCCACCAUUGCGGCAAGUUCAAAGCUUCUUCUCGGACGACAGCUCAGCUCGAGGCAUGAGGCAUGGGACAAGGAAGCGGUUCGAUCUCCACAGCCUGCGGAGUGGUUUAACCAGAUCUUCUGGCAUGUUAGGGACUCGCGGGAGUACCGCACGACAUACCCAUACUGAGGUGAAACCGAGCCAGUCGUGCCAGAUCAAGAAUCGGAAGUCAUCUGAUUAUGCGCAGUCCUCUUUGGGGGAUACGAUUCCCAUGACUGACUUCGCAUACAAAAAGCGCAAGGUGUUGGACCGCUUCAAGGACUGGUGGAAAAGACACGCGUGCAAGAGAGGCAUCCGUAGGGAAGAACGGCGCGGACAUCCACAAUGAUGUUUAU